CGCAGCCACUGUUGUCUGACAUGUCAUCUGGUUACUGUCAAAAUAUUCCAAAAAAAUUGAUGUGAGCUAAAAGAACUGAACUGAAGUUAUAUAAAACCUUAUAAAUUAUAAUAUUGCAAUUUUAUUAGUUUAAUUAAAAAUAAUAGUGAAGAAAAUUUAAACUUUUCUAUAAGCAAUUUGCUUUAAGUCCAAACGUAAAAGUAAUUAUUUACUAAAGUUGAUAACGAAGUAAUAAUAUUUUGUUUAGAUUUUAUAUCAUUAGUUGCCUUCUAAUUAAUAAUUAAAUUUUUUGAAUUGAAAAAUGACGUCUACGAUUAGCUCGUGGAAUCCUGACAAGAAGCACAGUGAUGUAGAAAGAUGGAUAUGCAUAUAUCCAGCCUACUUAAAUAAUAAAAAGACUCUAGCGCAGGGCCGCAGAUUACCAAAAGAUGUGUGUGUUGAAAAUCCCACUCACCAAGAGAUAAGAGACGUAUUAUUUGGUACGGGACUACGUAUUGGUGUGGAGAAUAAGCUUUACCCACGUGAGCGUAGUAAGGAAAUGUUGUACAGAGGUCGUAUAAGAGUAGAGUUAAAGAAUGAUGAUGGAUCACCAAUUAAAGCAGAAUUUCCCAAUAGGGAAUCUGUUAUGAAGUAUAUUGCUGAAUCUAUUCCAAAGUUGAAGACUCGCCAAAACAGACCUGCAGAUCAACAACCACAGGUAGUUCAACAAGGAGGAAACAAAGCUAAAGGAAAAAAAGGAAGGCGAUAAUUUGUUUGACUGUAUCGUUUUCGAAUGCAAUUAAAUACUUUUUUUUUAUUUAAUUAGUUUAUAUUUCACUGUACAAAAUUAAUAUAAAACAUAAUAUAAAAGUUAGUUUCUAUGAAUGAAUAUGAAUA
Molecule: messenger RNA, 876 nt
Organism: Melitaea cinxia (Glanville fritillary)
Lineage: Eukaryota; Metazoa; Arthropoda; Insecta; Lepidoptera; Nymphalidae
Gene: Srp19
Product: signal recognition particle 19 kDa protein
Exons: 4
Coding region: 302-748 (148 amino acids)
Biological process (GO): SRP-dependent cotranslational protein targeting to membrane; SRP-dependent cotranslational protein targeting to membrane, signal sequence recognition
Cellular component (GO): signal recognition particle, endoplasmic reticulum targeting
Molecular function (GO): 7S RNA binding
Source: RefSeq, a predicted model, not a curated record